GAGUGGCAGUCACGUGACGCCAAGCGGGAGGCGUGGCCAAGCAUCCUGCUGAGGAAAGCCAGCCGAGUGCCCCCUUCAAAGGAGUCCCCCGGAAACGCCUCUUCUUUUGUGUGCGAGGAAGAGGCCGGUAGGAAAGUACAGAGUUUUGGAGCACAACAAAAUGAAGCCGCUUUUGCCCUGAGAGAGAAGCAGGAAAGUUCAGAACUUUGAAGUCCCCAUUGGCAGCUUCUUUGGACACCGACUGAAAAAUGAACAGACCAGACUCCACAGGAUCUGAAACUGGAAGGGGCCUUGAUGCUCCAAGGGCUGAGGACCAUGGGGAGUUCUGGGAAAGAGUGGAGCAGAGCUUCCUGGGUGAUGAUCUUGCCAGCCCAGACACACAGUGCCAACGCUUCAGGCAGUUCUCUUACAAGGAGGUUGAGGAGCCCCGAGAGGUUUGCAGCCGACUCUAUGAUCUGUGCCAUCAGUGGCUGAAACCAGAAAAACAAACCAAAAAUCAGAUGCUGGACCUGGUGGUGCUGGAGCAGUUCCUGAGCAUCCUUCCCCCAGAGAUGUCAAGUUGGGCGAGGGAAUGUGGAGCGGAGACCUGUUCCCAGGCAGUGGCCCUGGCAGAAGGUUUCCUUCUGAGUAAGAAAGAAGAGAAGCAGCAAGAAGAGCAGCAGGUGAAAAAGCGUGCUGUGGGAGUUCAGCCUUAUUUACGUGCUGCAGUGGAGACUCCAUCAAAUGCCAGGCAGAGUUCCCAACAAAGGAGCCCCAGUUUGCGAAGGGCUGGAGAAAGACUGGCAACAAUGGCUCAGUUGCCUCUUCUUCCUUGUGAUGGAGGAGAACCAUUUCAGGCUCUAAUGGGUUUUGAGGAGGUGGCUGUGUCUUUCUCUGAAGAGGAGUGGGCCCUACUGGAUCCAGAUCAGAGAGCUCUGCACCAGGACGUUAUGAAAGAGAUGUGUGGGAUCAUGUCCACCCUUGGUAACUGUAGAGGGAACAAUAUAUGUGGCGAGCAUGAGAAUUCUCUUAGGCCAAGCUUGGAGUUUACCAGAGACAAGCAAAUACACACAGAAGAAAAAAGUGACACUGGGGAGAUGGCCUGGAAAUGCACCAGCUGUGGGAGAUGGUUUGCCCCAAAUAUGGGGUUUCAGUUACAUGAAGGGCUAGAGCAGGGAAACAAACAAUUUAGAUAUGAACUCUAUGCGAGAGAUUUAGAUAGCAAAUUGUACUAUCAGAAUCGUCAGGGAGGCCAUACAGGAAAGCAACAACGCCAGUGCCAGGAUUGUGAGAAAUAUUUGGCCCACAGUUCAUCACUUGUGAAGUAUCAAAGAGCCCAUGCUAGUAAGAAAUCAUACCAAUGCCAAGAGUGUGGAAAAAAAUGUGUUUCCAAGUCAGAACUUGUCAGGCACCUGAGAGUCCACACAGGAGAGAAACCCUUUAAAUGUCAGCACUGUGAUAAAUGUUUUGCCUGCAAAUCCGACCUUGUGAGGCACCAAAGCGUCCACACCGGAGAGAGGCCCUACAAAUGCCAAGAGUGUGGGAAGUACUUUGCUUCCAGUUCCGUGUUGAAACAUCUGAGGAUCCACAGGGGAGAGAAACCCUACAUGUGCCAGGAGUGUGGGAAGGGCUUUGCCUGCAAGUCAGACCUUGUGCGGCACCAGAGGGUCCACACAGGAGAGCGACCGUUCAAAUGUGAAGAGUGUGGGAAAUGUUUCAUUUCUAAAUCAGGCCUGGUGUACCAUGAGAAGGUCCACAGAGCAGAGACGUGCUACAGUUGCCAGGAGUGCGGCAAAAGCUUUUCGCGUCACUCCCACUUUCUAACCCACCAGAAACUCCACACAGGGGACAGGCCAUUCAAAUGCCAGGAGUGUGGCAAAUGUUACACGGAAAAUUCACACCUCAUCUUCCACCAAAGAAUCCACACGGGAGAGAGGCCAUACAAGUGCGAGGAGUGUGGCAAAGGGUUUACUCGCAGGUCUGAACUCGAAAUCCACCAGAGAGUCCACACAGGAGAGAGGCCAUACAAAUGCCAGGAAUGUGGGAAAGGGUGCAGCCGCAGGUCAGAACUGGUCAUCCACCAGAGAAGCCACACUGGAGAGAAACCCUACAAAUGCCAGGAGUGUGCAAAAUCUUUCGCUUGCAAGUCGGAGCUGGUGAAACACGAGCGAAUCCAUACUGGAGAAAAGCCGUACCAGUGCCACGUGUGUGGGAAGUGCUACACUCAGAAUUCACACCUUCUCUUCCACUGGAGAGUCCAUACUGGGGAAAAACCAUUUGAAUGCCAGAAGUGUGGCAAAUGCUUUGCUCAUAGUUCCUACCUUGUGAGUCACCAGAGAGUCCACACGGGAGAGAAACCAUACCAUUGCCUUGUGUGUGGAAAACAUUUUAUCCGGCAUUCAAACCUCAUCAAGCACCGGAGAGUCCACACUGGAGAGAAACCAUACAAAUGCCAGGACUGUGGAAAAUGCUUUCGUCAGAAUUCACACCUCCGGUCCCACCAAAGAGUCCACAUAGGAGUGAAACCGUACAAAUGCCAGGUUUCCCAGUGCGGGAAACGUUUUUCUGACCACUCACACUUCAUGAUGCACCAGAGAGUUCACACAGAACAGAAGCCAUACAAAUGUCAGGAGUGUGGCAAAUGUUUCAGACAGAAUUCAAACCUGGCGAUGCAUCAGAAAGUCCACCUGAGGAAACCACACACGUGCCAGGAGUGCGGGAAGUUUUUUGAUCACAAGUCGGACCUUGUGAAACACGAGAGAGUCCACACAGGAGAGAAACCAUACAAAUGCCAGGAGUGCUCCAAAUGUUUUGCUUGCAGUUCACAAGUGGUCCGCCACCAGAGGGUCCACAUAGGUGGAAAGCCUUAUAAAUGCCAAGAGUGCGAGAAGUGUUUUGGUCACAACUCAGACCUUGUGAAGCAUCAGAGAGUCCACUCAGGAGAGAAACCUUACAAAUGUCGGGAGUGUGGGAAAUGUUUCAGUCAUACUUCAAGCCUUGUGAAGCACCUGAGAGUUCACACAGGAGAGAAACCAUUCAAAUGUCAGGAGUGUGGGAAGUUUUUUUCUCAAAACUCACACCUAGUUAUCCACCAAAGAGUCCACACAGGAGAGAAGCCCUACAAAUGCCAGGACUGUGGAGCUUGCUUUGCCCACAAGACACACUUUGUGACUCACCAAAGACUUCACACAGGAGAGAAGCCGUAUGAAUGCCAGGAGUGUGGGAAAUGUUUCACGCAGAAUUCAAACUUUGUGAGGCACCAGAGAAUCCACACAGGGGAGAAACCGUACGUAUGUCCGCAUUGCGCAAAAGGUUUUGCUCACAUGGCUGAUCUGGUGAAGCAUCUAAGAGUCCACACAGGAGAGAAACCGUACCGGUGCCAAGAGUGUGGCAAAUGUUUCUCCCAGAAUUCUCAUCUAGUGACUCACCAAAGAGUCCACACAGGAGAGAAACCCUUCCGAUGUCAGGAAUGUGGGAAGUAUUUUGCUUACAAGUCACAAUUUGUGAGUCACCAGAAAGUUCACAUGGAAGAGGAACCAUACAAAUGCCCAGAUUAUGGAGAAUCUUUUGCUCCUGUCUCAGACCUUGAGAGCCACCAGACAAGCCACACUGGAGAAAUUGUGCAAGUGCCAAGAAUGUGGGGAAUAAUUUGGACAAAAGUCAGGCUUUGAGAGGCACCAGAGACCUUGGGAUACAUUGGGAUAACCCUCAUUUUGGCCUCCUGUGGAUACAUUUUGUCAACACUCAGGUUUGAUAAUCUACCAGCACAUCCACUCAGGAAACCAACCUCAUCUGUUCUCUGAGCUUGAUAAGGCACUUAGCAGACCACUUUGAACACCAUGCUGGAAAUAAAGGCCUGUUAGUUAUGAUGUUGAACGUUAGACUUAAAGCAUUGUUUGGGUUGAGGAUCCCUUACCCGAAAUUCUUGGGACUGAAAUGUAAUGGGAUAUCAUUUUUUCCAGAUUUUGUAAUAUUUGCAUAAAUUGGGUAUCUUGGAGAUAAGUUCCAAGUCUAAACAUGAAACUUAAGUUACAUUUUAUAUAUAUGUGACAUUGCCUGAAGGUAAUUUUAUACAUAAUAUUUGUAGUAAUGUGCAUAUAAUGCAUUUGUGUAUACUGAGCCACCAGAAAGCAAAGAUGUCACUGUUUGCUAUCUGUGUGGACAGUUUCAGACUUUGAGGAAUGAUCAGCCCUCCACGUUUGCAAGGGAUUUAGGGGCACAGGGCCUCCAAGAAAGUGAAAAGCUGUGAAUAGAGAAAUUGUUGGAGUUUUUUUAUGGGCUGCAAACCAAGAGGUAGUUUGUAGCCAUGGCAUUGUGACUCUGAGCUUGGAAUCAGCAUGGAAAGUAUUUUCAUCAGGAAUGUUCAAUUUGUAAUUAAUUAGUCAAGUCCUUAUAGAAGAGUAGGCCUUGGAGUGUGCUGCAGAGGUGCAUGAGCCAAGUGGGCUAAACCUAAUGCAGCUUUUAUCAAAAUAGCAAGAUGUGCCUAACUAAGGUUGGGAUUCAGCUCUGACCAAGCGCCUCAAGUCAGGCAGAGAAUCAGUGGCCUUUCCCUCUCACAAGUCUCUGGGAUUGUAAGAUACAGUGCCCCCUGACAAGGGAGAUUCAGUUUACUUAUAACAGUAUCAUAGUAAAGAUUUUUCCCUGACAUUAAGUCCUGUCGUGUCCGACUCUAGGGGUUGGUGCUAAUCAAUAUUUCUAAGCCUAAGAGCCGGUGUUGUCCAUAGUCACCUCCAAGGUCAUGUGGCUGGCAUGACUGCAUGGAGCGCCAUUACCUUCCUGCCAGAGCGAUACCUAUUGAUCUACUUACAUUUGCAUGUUUUCGAACUGCUAGGUUGGCAGACGCUGGGGCUAACAGCUAGAGCUCACCCCGCUCCCUGGAUUUGAACCACUGACCUUUUGGUCAGCAAGUUCAGCAGCUCAGCGGUUUAACCCAUUGUGCCAUUGGGAGCUCCUAACAAUAUCAUAGAAUCAUAAAAUAAUAGAGUUAGAAGAGACCACAUGGGCCAUCUAGUCCAACCCUCUGCCAUGCAUCUGCAGAAGUCAAACCUGGAAAUAUGGAAGGCUGACUGUCCAGUUAACACAUUGGCCUAAAUCCAAUGGAUGGUCCCAACUCAAAACAGACCUGUUGAAUUGAUGGGAACUUAGUAAGUUUACACUUUCCAUAUGUUCCAUUGAUUCAAAGGAUCUCUUCUAGUUGGCACUAGGAGCUGGAUUUGGGCAAGUGUGUAUUUUAUGGGAUUGUCUUUUGCAUGUCUGCUUGUUUAAUUAUGAAAAAGGGGAUUUUUUCACCCUCUUUGUGAUUUCACAAAUGGAGCAAUUGCAACUAACACUUAUCACUACUAUUGCUUUUGAAAUUGGUAGGUAGCCUUAUGGGAAUUCCUGUCAGUUCCCACUGCUAUUUAAUCACUGUGAAAUGGACUUUUAGAAUUACAAUGUUUUGAUUUUUUAAAAAUGUCAAUCAACACAAUUAGUGACUUGCAGUCACAACAUUUUUAUUUAGGAGACAGGUUAUUUAUACCUGUUUCCUCGGGCUGCUUCUUUAUCUGUUUUUCCAUUAGAUUAACUUACUAGAUCUUGGGGGAGGGUGGCAUAAAUAAUGGUGAAUCAUAAGUACUUUUGGGGAUGCAGUAGAUUUCAUUGUGGGCCGCUUAGGAGUUGAGGGAAAUACUUUGUACAAUAUAAUCUCUGAGAAAUCACCUUAUUCUUUGUAACUGGGAUAGGCAAAUGCCCCCCAAACUUUUUGCAUAGGUCCAGAAUUUGAAUAAUCCCCACAAUGCUCCCAGAUGCCCUCUUUAGUUUGUGGAAAGCACUUUUGCCACUUUGUACCCAGAGCCCCAACAAUGUUAGAUUCAGGAGAGGGCUUUAUUUGAAUCAGAGAGUGAAUCUGGGUCACUUUUCCUGGGUCUAAAAUGACUGAGGAGAAUCAACAUCUAUGCUUUCUAGAGCACUGCUCCUUAAAUUGUGGGUUCUGAUCCCAAAUUGGGUCCCCUUAGCUCAGUGUUGGGCUUAUGAAAAAUUUUGCAACAGUAAAAGGUUUCUGAAUGCUACCCAUUUACAAACACCUGUUACCAAUAACGUUCAGUGUUUACAGUGGACUCCGCAGAAAAUAUCUCCAUUACACAAAAAGUAAAAUCAGUUUGUUUAGCAAGCCUUGCAAAUGCUGAUUUAUUAUCAUUAAAUCUUCAUUUGUUUUUGUUAUAUCCCUGGAGUCAUGUAAAAUGUCUAGGGUGGAAAGAGAUCCCGAAUGGAAAACAUUAGGAUGCCCUGUUCUAGAGAGUAAUUGAGGACAAAAACAAUUCUCAGUAACACUACGUAACAAAAUUUGAAAAAAAAGUUCCUGAUUUGAAAGUGUUAUUUCCUGUUUAAUUGUGCAGUACCUACCUUGAAAGUAGAUGUUAUAUUCAGAAACUUUGUUUUUGUGGCUGCCACAAACUACUAUGUUGAAUUUGUUGAGACUAAAUGAGAUAUUCAUUAAAAAACUAUAGCAAAAUGUGCUGCAGGAUGUCCCGUAAAAACAAUUUUUUUGCAGUUUAAUAAACUUUCCCCAUGUUUUUAUGAUAGAACUAAUUAGGAAAUUGCAUUUUUAACCCAGAAAUAAAAAUUGUGUUACAUAGUUCCCUGCAUAAAGGGAACAGUUCAGCUGCGCAUUCCCAAAUUCGGGAAAGCAAAAGCUGUUCGCUUUUUCUAAGGCCCCCUCUACACUGCCAUAUAAUCCAAUUUCUGAAUCCAGAUUAUCUGCUUUGAACUGGAUUAUAUGGCAGUGUAGAUCCAGCCUAAGUGUAGAGGUCCUGGGAAGAAGAAGAAAUGUUUGCAGCAGCUGAGUUUUCACAUUUUUGAGGACAACUAAUCCCCAACUUCAAGUAACUUCUCAGCUUCUAAGGUGGUCAUACUCAUUUAGUGGCAAAAUGUGAUUCACAUUUUUAAAUUCUCAGUAAAUGUAAAUAAAUGAAUUCCUGUGAUUUGAGGACUAACUAUCCUUUGUGACCAGAAAGAUGAGAUACCCACAGUUUGUCAUGGUUUAGUCCAGGGAUUUUAUUGUUCUGAAUAUGUAUCUUAGGUGUUGCCAAUUUUGUCUGAAUUUGGGGGGGGGGGGUAUGUGGUCUGCCUGUAUAAACUUUUAUGCUUAAUUCAUUAUUUGUUGUUAUUGUGUAUUUUUUCCUCACUUGAGGGCUAAAAUCCUGCAUGGGUUGAUAUAGCAUAAUUCUGCAUUUGGAGCAACAUGACACUGAGCAAUAUAUCCCCUGAGGAUAGUACUGUAGCCCUUUUAAGGUUCUGACAUCAAAAUCAAUAAUAACAAUAAGAAUUUAUAUAUCACCCACCUCUCCUUGUGUCUCAAGGCACGGUAUAACAUAGUUAAAACAGUGAAGUUCAACAAAGCAUACACACAAGUAAAAUGCAUUUACAGAUAAUAUGCAAGUUAGAAUUCACAAGUUAAAACUGACUGGAUAGGACUGCCAGAAGAGAUAGCUCUUCAGUUGUGUUUUAGAUGAUUUAGCUGUCAAAGUUCUUUUGGCAGGUCAUUCCACAGUCUUCUCGAGGCAACCAAUGAAAAGAUCCUCUGGUUGGAUCUGGUCACCAGUCGGGUUCUAGCUGGUUGGGAGUAAGUGUCCCACAUAGGACUUCGGUGUUCUAAGGUAGGAGUAUUAUACAGGAGAAGACAAUCCUACUAUGUAGGGCAUUAAAGGUCAAAUCCUUCACCUCAUACUUUGCCUGGAAACUAAUUGGCAGCCAGUGAUGUGCUCACUCUUGGGUGUUCCUGUAACCAAUCUGGCUGCCAUGUUUUGAAUUAACUGGAAUUUCCAAAUUUGGUACAGAGGUAGCCCAAUGUAAAACACAUUGCAGAAGUCAAUCGAGCUUAAAAGCACGAGCGCCCUCCAAAUCUAGGAAGAGGCCCAACUGGCUUAUCCACCAGAGCCAUGCUUUUUGGUAAUUGUUACUUUUGACAGUGUCUCCCAUGUGGGAUCUGUAAUUGAUUGAUCCGUUGGGUUCAGAUUGGAUGGCUCUGUCUCAAUUCUGUGAUGAUUGCCAGAGGUGAAAAUAUUCCAUUGUACUCCGUGGCCCUCUGGGAUCUUCCCGGAGCCAUUGGUGUAAUCAUUUUGUGCCUCACUAUGAGGACCUUUUGGGGUGAAGGAUUCAGUGACUACUAUAGAUCUAAGACAGUACCACAGAAGCCACAAACAGAACUUGUUAUAUGCAUGCAUAUGCCACUUACAACAGUGUGCUGGUUGUCAUAUGUUUUCUUUACCAUUCUGUAGAUAUAUUUUGGGCAACUGAUAAACACUUCUGAAGCACUUUUAUGCACUGGCAUGAUCUCUGUUUUUCUAACAGAUCAGAGCUCAUAGAGUCAUAGCUGGAAGAGACCUCAUGGGCCAUCCACUCCAACCCCAUUCUGCCAAGAAGCAGGAAAAUCACACUCAAAGCACCCCCAACAGAUGGCCAUCCAGCCUCUGCUUAAAAGCCUCCAAAGAAGGAGUCUCCACUCCACUCCACAGCAGAGAGUUCCACUGCUGAACAGCUCUCACAGUUAGGAAGUCCUUCCUAAUGAUAAGUUAUUAUAACUGAAGACAUUACCUUGCAUAAUUACAUCUAGCUGUACACCAUAGGAGAAGAUUCUACUCAAAUGGGUUUUUGGCUCUUCUUUGAGAGGUCAUGCUUUUCCAAAUGGCCAUGAUCUCCAAAUGGUUAUGAAUGCCAUUUUCCAAAAAAUAUGCUUAUUGUGAUUUUCUAUGGACACAGGUGGCAUUUGUUCUGUAUCUCGAAAAACGAUGGGGAGAAACCAGUGCCAUUUUCAGAAUCAGCAGGUCAAAUAUACAGUAAAGUCUCACUUAUCCAAGACUCACUUAUCCAACUUUCUGGAUUAUCCAACGCAUUUUUGUAGCCAAUGUUUUCAAUACAUCGUGAUAUUAUGGUGCUAAAUUCAUAAAUACAGUAAAUACUACAUAGCAUUACUGUGUAUUGAACUACUUUUUCUGUCAAAUUUCAGGACUCGCCUGAUACAGUAGAGUCUCAGUUAUCCAAGACUUGCUUAUCCAAGAUUCUGGAUUAUCCAAGGCAUUUUUGUAGUCAAUGUUUUCAAUAUAUCAUGAUAUUUUGGUGCUAAAUUAGUAAAUACAGUAAUUACAACAUAACAUUACUGUGUAUUGAACUACUUUUUCUAUCAAAUUUGUUGUAUAACAUGAUGUUUUGGUGCUUAAUUUGUAAAAUCAUAACCUAAUUUGAUGUUUAAUAGGCUUUUCCUUAAUCUCUCCUUAUUAUCCAACAUAUUCGCUUAUCCAAUGUUCUGCCGGCCUGUUUACGUUGAAUAAGCGAGACUCUACUGUACCUAGAAACAGGUCCAGCAUCUAAAACCAGUGUUAUUGGAUAUUUCAAUUCUCUCCCAUUUCUUUCUUGCUGCAAAACAAUAACAAAGCACCCGCUGUCUGUCAAUUUUGGUAUUGGCCCCGCCUCUUCCGGCCUCUAAAAAUGAGUACUGGCUGUCACCCUUGGUCCCGCCCCUUCCGGUUUACUGUAGAGCUCUAUCUAGAGCGGCGCUUCCGGGAGACUGUCAUUUCUACUUCCGCCUCUGGAGGCGCUGGAAGCUCGUUUAAAUCAUCUUCCUUUUCUGAGGACGCCUCAGCCUCUCAGAGGAGCCGGGAGAAGCAUCUGGCAAUAUUGAAAAUAUUCUUCAUCCUUUUGGAAUAUACCUGUGACAAUGAUCAGCCGAGAAUUCGUUGGACGCAGUUUGGGGAAAGGCCCUUAUCUCAUUCAGGCCAAGCCUGGUGGAGCGUUCAAGGAAAGAGCUACACAGAAGAGCCUGAGGAAGAAUGUACUCCUUUCAGACAGACAGCGGCAGAGCUUCAGGCAUUUCCGCUACAAGGAGGCAGAGGGGCCCCGGAGUCUUUGCAGCCAGCUUUAUUCCCUUUGUCGGCAAUGGCUGAAGCCAGAAAGACACACCAAGGCGGAGAUGCUGGACCUGGUGGUGCUGGAGCAGUUCCUGGCCAUCCUUCCUGCGGAGAUGAAGCGCUGGGUGAGGGAGUGCAGGGCAGAGAGCAGCUCCCAGGCCGUGGCCCUGGCAGAAGGAUUCCUCCUCAGCCACGCAGAGGAAGGCAGGCAGAGCAAGGAGCAGCAGUACUGGUUUGUGGAAGAGAUGACUGAAGUAACAAAGGGUCCUUCGGAGACCAAGGGGAUGAUGAUGGAGAGGGGAAAGGUUUCCACUUCAAUGGGAGAAGGAACAAGGACACAACCCACAUUUACAAGUCCAUCUCUUGAUUAUGAUGCAGCGUCAGUGGGGCUGGAUCAGGUGCCCUUUGAGGAGGUGGCUGUGGAUUUCACGGAGGAGGAGUGGGCUCUGCUGGAUGCAAGUCAAAGGGCCCUUUAUGGAGAAGUCAUGGGAGAGACUUCCAAGCUCCUGUUUUCUCUGGGUGGUGAUGAGCAAUUUGGAGAGAAUGAAGGGGACCCAAGUAAGGGACUGUUCAAUAAAGACAAAUAUAAACAGAUGGGACCAAUAGGAAGAAACACUGAUGCUCCUAGCAAGAGGAGGAAGAAAAUAUCAACUUCUCGAGUUGAAAAGGUCUGUGGAAUCUCAGUCCCAGAAAUAACUCAGAAAGGAAAGGAUUGGAAUGGAAGUACUUGUCAAUUAUGUGGAAGAAACUUUAGUUGUAAACAAAGCCUUGCUUCUCAUCUGAGGUCUCACACGGGAGUAAGGUCUUUCAAAAGUGGAGAGUGUGGAAAGAAUAUCAGUUUUAGGAAAACUUCCAUUUCCCAUUCAGGAAACCACUUGAGCCAUGAACCAUUUAAAUGUUCAGAUCAUGGAAAGAGCUUCAUUGAGAAGAGACAGCUGACCUGUCAUCAAGCACUUUACACAGGAGAGAAACCAUUUCAGCUCUUGGAGAGUGGAAAAAGUUUCACUCAGAAAAUGCACCUCACAUGUCACCAAAGAACUCAUUCUGUAGAUGAAGGAUUUUCAGGCUUGGAGUGUGGAAAGAGCUUCAGUUGGAGGACCAGCUUGAAUCAUCACCGAGUGUCCCAUGCUGGAAAGAAAUCAUUUAAAUGUUUGGAGUGUGAAAAGAGCUUCAGCCAGAAAUCACUCCUCGCUUGUCAUCAAAAGGUUCACACAGGAGAGAACCUAUUUAACUGCCUGGAUUGCGGAAAGAGUUUCGUUCGGAAGACUCACCUCGAAUGUCAUGAAAGAGUUCACACAGGAGAGAAACCAUUUCAGUGUUCAGAGUGCGGAAGAGGCUUUAGGCUGAAAACGCACCUCACUUGUCAUCAGAGGGUUCAUACCGGGGAGAAACCAUUUCAGUGUUUGGAGUGUGGAAGAAGCUUCCGUCGGAAGGGACACCUCACUCACCAUCAAAGCGUUCACACAGGGGAGAAACCAUUCCAGUGUUUGGAGUGUGGAAAAAGUUUCACUCGGAAGUCAAACCUCUCUAGUCACCAAAGAAUUCACACGGGGGAUAAACCCUUUCAGUGCCUGGAGUGUGGAAGAAGCUUCAGCUUUAAGUCUUAUCUUGCUUCUCAUCAACGAAUCCACACAGGAGAGUAACCAUUCAGAUGCUUGGAGUGUGGGAAAGGUUUCAGCCACAAGGCAUCCUUUAUUGCUCAUCAUGCCUCUCACAAAGAGGAGAAUGCAUUCAAAUGGUUGGAGUAUGGAACGAGCUUCAGCCUGACGGCAGACCUCACUUGUUCUCAAAAUGUUCAUAUAAGGAAGAAACCAUUUAAAUGCUUGGAGUGUGGAAAGAGCUUCAGGCAGAAGAUAUCUCUCACUUGUCAUCAAAGAGUCCACACAGGGGAGAAACCGUUUCAGUGUUUAGAGUGUGGAAGAAGUUUCAGGUUGAAGGCAAACCUCACUCGUCAUCAAAAAGUUCAUACAGGGGAGAAGCCCUUUAAAUGCUUUGAAUGCGGAAAGAGUUUCAUUCAGAAGGUACACCUGGUUUGCCAUGAAGCAACUCAUACAAGGGAGUAUGAGUUCAAAUUAGAAGUGAUUGGACAACAGAGCUGAGGUGGCUCCUCCAUCAGAUUUUGGGUUGUAUGUAUUGCCAGGAAAGUUGGACCAUCUCACUUAGAGAAGGCUCCUACCACAUGUGCAUCAUGGAAGGCAGGCAGGGAGAGGGAGACUGCAAGAUAAGAUCUAAGGGUCCAAAGAUAGUCUGUGUAAAGCAUGAAGAGAGUGGGUGGGAGAAACAAACAAGAAGUUACCAUAAAUAUGCUUCGCCUAAACUCCAAGAUAGUCACGUGCAAUCUUAAGUGUUCAGUUGUCAUCAGAGUUCACGCAAGGGGAAAGCCACUUAAAUGCUUUGAAUGUGGAAAGAUUUUCAUUCAGAAGGUACAAAAGAUCUGCCAUCGAGCAACUCAUCAAAGGAAGUGGCAGUUCAAAUCAGGACUGGGCAAACAAGAGAGCUAAGGUGUCCCUUAUUCAGUGACUCUCAGGGCUGAGUGUCCCUGAAUGUCGUCAUUAUGGGUAACUGGAAGAGACGUUGCACCUUCCACUGGGGCAAAUGGAAGUGCCUUUCCUGUCGCCUCUGGAGAUGUUGUGAGAGGUGGGCUUUGUGAUUCUUAGAUGGAAGAAUACUUGACAGAGCUUUCCAUACACCUCUUUUGGCUGUAAAACAGGGUGGUAAGAUCAGCCUUUGGGAUAAGUUAGUCCCAGAUGCCCUACCGGGCCUGUAGUUCACACAGUUCUCUCCUUGACUGUAAGAGCUUGGAGUGUGUAAAGAACUUCCAUAGGGAGAUAGACCUCAUUUCCCAUUAAAGAACUUUGGGUUGGAACAUUCAUUUAAGAACUGGGUAUUUGGGAAGAGCUGUAGUAGGAAGGAGAGCCCUUAUUUCACACGAAAGAGCUGAAUGUCAGAAAAAACCAACAACAAAACAUUAUUUUCUGUCAACUUUAUUGGAAUUGUGUGCCUUCAAGUCAGUCCCCACAUAUAGUGAAUCGUAGGUGAAUCUAUAAAAUUUGUUCAGAGCUGCUGGCUUUCCUCUGAGGUUGAAAGAGUAAGUCUGGUUCACGAUCACCAGUGGGUUUCCCUGACAAAGCAGGAUUUCAAACUCAGAUCUUCUAAGUCAUCCAAUCUUGAAAGCACUGCAGCAUUUGUGUGUGUGUAUCAGGAGCAACCUGAGAAACUGCAAGUCGAUUCUGGUGUGAGAGAAUUUGCAGUCUCCAAGGACAUUGCCCAGAGGAUGCCCAGCUGCUUGGUGUUUUACCCUUCUUGUGGGAAGCUUCCCACAUGUCCCUGCAUGGGGAGCUGGAGCUGACAGAGGGAGCUCACUCGCUCUCCCGGAUUCAAACGGUCGACCUGUCAGUUAGCAGUCCUGCCAGCACAAGGGUUUUAUAGCAGUUGGAAAACAUGCAAAUGUGAGUAGAUCAAUAGGUACCGCUCUGGCAGGAAGGUAAUGGUGCUCCAUGCACCUUGGAAGUGUCUACCGACAACGCCGGCUCUUCAGCUUAGAAAUGGAGAUGAGCACCAACCCCCAGGGUUAAUGAUUAAAUGACUGUUCACUUGUAAAAGUCAGGCAUUUCAUUUUUUUGUUUUGGUGGAACAAGUGCUGUCCUGAUUUCUGAUUUUGUAGAAUGAGACUAUGACUUACCGUGAUCUUGACAUUAUACUCCUAUUGAUGCAGCCGCCCUGAAUCCUUUUGGAAAGGAAACGGGAUAUAAAUAAAGUUUAUUAUUAUUAUUAGAA
Messenger RNA from Anolis carolinensis (green anole), 13637 nucleotides. RefSeq names its product zinc finger protein 271. Bases 249 to 3650 code for a protein of 1133 amino acids. Gene Ontology annotation, biological process: regulation of DNA-templated transcription. The transcript has 12 exons. The record is from RefSeq and is a predicted model, not a curated record. NCBI's taxonomy places the organism in Eukaryota, Metazoa, Chordata, Lepidosauria, Squamata, Anolidae.